AUGGCGACGAACAGCGCGGUGAUGGUGCUCCUCCUCCUCGCUGCCGCCGUACUCGCCUGCGCGGGCGGCGCGCGCGGGUUCUACCUCCCCGGCGUCGCCCCGCCGAUUUCCGAAAGGUCUCUCCUCCUUUGUUCUUCUUCUUCCUCUGUGUUUCGAUUUUGUGUUUUUGCUAGCUGGGUUGGUUUGUUGAUCUCGAAGGACCCGCUCGCCGUGAAGGUGAACCAGCUGAGCUCCAUCAAGACGCAGCUGCCCUACUCCUACUACUCCCUCCCCUUCUGCAAGCCGGGCACCAUCGUCGACAGCGCCGAGAAUCUCGGCGAGGUGCUCCGCGGCGACCGCAUCGAGAAUUCACUCUACGUGUUCGAGAUGAUGGAGCCUAGACUGUGCCAGAUCGUGUGCAAGAUUGCUCCGAACGAAGAUGAAGCGAAGGAUCUGAAGGAGAAAAUUGAGGAUGAGUACCGCAUAAACAUGAUCCUUGACAACCUUCCUUUGGUGGUCCCAAUUAAGAGAUUGGAUCAAGAGGCACCUACUGUAUACCAACAAGGUGUGCAUAUCGGCAUCAAGGGACAGUACUCAGGGAGCAAGGAGGAGAAGCAUUUCAUUCACAACCACUUCACAUUUCUGGUGAAGUAUCACAAGGAUGCGAACACAGAUCUUGCCAGGAUUGUUGCCUUUGAGGUUAAACCAUACAGUAUUAAGCAUGAACCUGAUGGUGACUGGAGGGGGAAUGCUACACCCCUUAAAACCUGUGAUCCACACUCAAGACGCCUUGUCGUAGACUCUGAUUCACCUCAAGAAGUAGAUGGCAACAAAGAGAUCAUUUUCACCUAUGAUGUGAACUUUGAGGAAAGUCCUAUCAAGUGGGCAUCACGCUGGGACACCUACCUUCUGAUGGCAGACGACCAAAUCCAUUGGUUUUCUAUUGUCAAUUCACUGAUGAUAGUCCUCUUCCUCUCUGGGAUGGUUGCCAUGAUCAUGCUCCGGACUCUUUACCGCGACAUCAACAAGUACAACCAGUUAGAGGACCAGGAGGACGCCCAGGAGGAGACAGGAUGGAAGCUUGUCCAUGGAGAUGUGUUCAGGCCUCCUGCCAAUGCUGACCUGCUGUGCGUAUAUGUCGGUACAGGCGUACAGUUCUUUGGAAUGCUGCUUGUCACCUUGCUGUUUGCCAUCCUCGGGCUCCUUUCACCUUCGAACCGUGGAGGGCUCAUGACAGCAAUGCUCCUCCUCUGGGUCUUCAUGGGGCUGUUUGCAGGGUACGCCUCCUCGCGCCUUUACAGGAUGUUCAAGGGCUCAGAGUGGAAGAAUGUCACCAUCAAGACGGCGCUGAUGUUCCCUGGCAUCGUGUUUGCAAUUUUCUUCAUCCUGAAUGCACUCAUCUGGGGCGAAAAAUCCUCAGGUGCCGUGCCAUUCACCACCAUGUUUGCUCUGGUGCUCCUCUGGUUCGGCAUCUCCGUGCCAUUGGUCUUUGUCGGCAGCUACCUUGGCUUCAAGAAGCCUGCCAUGGAGGACCCAGUGAGGACAAACAAGAUACCACGGUCAAUACCCGAGCAGCCAUGGUACAUGAACCCGGUCGUCUCGGUGCUGAUCGGAGGCAUCCUGCCCUUUGGCGCAGUGUUCAUCGAGCUCUUCUUCAUCCUGACAUCAAUCUGGCUGCACCAGUUCUACUACAUCUUUGGGUUUCUGUUCCUGGUCUUUGUCAUCCUGAUCCUAACCUGUGCGGAGAUCACCAUCGUGCUUUGCUACUUCCAGCUCUGCGGUGAGGACUACCAGUGGUGGUGGAGAUCCUACCUGACGUCUGGCUCGUCAGCGCUGUACCUCUUCCUGUACGCCACGUUCUACUUCUUCACCAAACUGGAGAUAACGAAGACGGUCUCCGGCGUGCUCUACUUUGGCUACAUGCUCAUCGCCUCCUACGCCUUCUUUGUGCUCACCGGCACCAUCGGCUUCUAUGCCUGCUUCUGGUUUACCAGGCUCAUCUACUCUUCAGUCAAGAUCGACUAG
Molecule: messenger RNA, 2004 nt
Organism: Miscanthus lutarioriparius
Lineage: Eukaryota; Viridiplantae; Streptophyta; Magnoliopsida; Poales; Poaceae
Source: the annotation of a GenBank genome assembly